UCCUGACAUCAUGGCUGCCUUCAGUAGAGGCAGGCCAAAGAUCAGAGGUCUCUUCACCUUUAGGACUCUAAUAUCUACAAGAAACUUUACUGGUAAUUUUGAUUAUGAUCUGGUGGUUAUUGGUGGAGGAUCUGGAGGGUUAGCAUGUUCAAAAGAAGCUGCCCAGUUAGGACAGAAAGUAGCUGUCUUGGACUAUGUCGAACCUUCACUUAAAGGCACAAAAUGGGGUCUUGGUGGCACUUGUGUGAAUGUUGGCUGUAUUCCGAAGAAGCUUAUGCAUCAUGCGGCAUUGCUCGGCACUGCGGUCAAAGAUGCAAGGAAGUAUGGCUGGCAAAUCCCAGAAUCCCUCUCACAUGAUUGGCCAGUAAUGGCAGAGGCUGUCCAAAACCAUGUGAGGUCCCUAAACUGGGGUCACAGAGUUCAGCUACAGGACAAGAAGGUGAAAUAUUUGAAUAUGAAGGGCAGUCUGGUGGAUAAACACACUGUCAGAGCUGUGAAUUCCAAAGGGAAAGAGACAACAGUGACUGCGAAAAACAUUGUGUUAGCCACUGGUGGACGGCCAAAGUACCCCACACAUGUGCCGGGAGCCGUGGAGUUUGGAAUUACAAGUGAUGAUAUCUUUUGGCUCAAGGAGUCACCAAGGAAAACGUUGGUUGUUGGUGCCAGUUAUGUAGCAUUGGAAUGUGCUGGCUUCCUCACUGGCAUUGGGCUGGACACCACUGUGAUGGUGCGCAGUAUCGCCCUCCGGGGGUUUGAUCAGCAAAUGGCUGGUUUAGUCACAGACUACAUGGAUGCGUAUGGCACCAAGUUCUCCUGGAGGUGUACGCCGAAACGAGUAGAAAAGCUCCCGUCUGGGCUUCUUCAGGUCACAUGGACAGAUCUAAACACUAAAGAGGAGCGUCAAGACACCUUCAACUCAGUACUGUGGGCAGUAGGCAGAGCCCAUGAAGCCAGGACACUCAAUCUGGAGAAGAUCGGCGUGGAGAUCAACAAAGAAACGGGGAAAAUAAUUGUGGCCGCUGAUGAGGCAACGUCUGUGCCGAACAUUUACGCAAUCGGGGACAUCGGCGAGGGUCGUCCUGAGUUGACCCCAACAGCUAUUAAGGCGGGAAAGCUCCUUGCCCGUAGACUGGAGGGCCAUUCCACUGAGCUCAUGAACUAUGAUAACGUAGCCACUACAGUGUUCACGCCACUAGAAUAUGGUUGUGUAGGUCUGUCUGAAGAAGAUGCAGAGAAGAGAUAUGGAAAAGACCAGAUUGAGGUGUAUCACGCAUUCUACAAACCACUGGAGUUCACCGUGCCUGAGAGAGAUGCCAGUCAGUGCUACAUUAAGGUUGUUUGUCUACGUGAAGGUGAGCAGCGUGUUCUGGGUCUGCAUUUUACCGGGCCAAAUGCUGGCGAGGUCACGCAGGGUUUUUCUCUGGGCUUCCAGUGUGGGCUUACCUACGCUCACCUGAGGAAUACGGUCGGGAUUCACCCCACCUGUGCCGAGGAGCUAACCAAAGUCAACAUCACUAAACGCUCUGGUCUGGACGCCACGGUAACGGGCUGCUGAGGUUAAGCAUCCCCUCCCUGAUCACAUGAGCACACGGGAACCAACAGAACAGGGUGUUGUCAUGUCAAUAUUGGGGUGCAAAAUGAAGCGUAACCCGCAAGCCAUUUCGAACGUGCAGAAUUCUGGAGAUGCAGGACGAAUCUCGUGAAAAUUCAAGAACUGUGUCUUUCAGUUUUUGUUUUAAAAGCUCUUCUGCGUCUGUUCUUACCUCCUGUCUAUGCGCGCUGGGGGUCUUAAUUUUGACCUUUGAGCCAUGGAACCAAUGCAAAUCAAACACAGCAGUACUUCACUACUACAGUACAUGGAAAACUAUUUUUUUAAUAAUAAUUUUGACUAGUUUUUUUUAGUAAAAAAAAAAAAAGAAGAAAUUCAUAAAAUUAAAACACCCUUAAAAUAAACUAAAAAAUUAUUCACUUAUGUGUUUAUAUGUGUAGAAUAUGUUUAUAUUAGGUUUCUUUUUCAUACCCAUUUGGCAAAUAGAUUUUGAUCUAUUUAAGUUUUCUCUAUUAAAGUAAAUCUAAGAAAAAAUUUGUCAGGUUUAAGCUUAAAACAAGAAAUAAAAAACAGGCGGCAACUGUACGGCAAAAUAACAAGCCUUUUUAAGUAUAUCUUAUACAAUUUAGCUUCUCAAGGAAACGUAUCUUGUUUUAAGAAUGUUUACAUAUAUUUAGUUGGGGGGAAAAAAGACAAAUGCCUUAUUGAGAAAAAUGUAUGUCAGUUUCCUACAUGAUAUCUCCCUUGAAGGUCCACAUUUUAAAUGUUAACCUUUUUUGAUAUUGCAUUCCAGAGGCCAACGCUAACAAGUAAUUCCUUCUUUACAUCAGCAGUGAAACAUCGUUUCCAGGGGAGUUCUUUACUGUGGGUCAUGGUAAUCCAAUAAGGUGCUUGUGUUUGCUCUUUGGAAUAAGAUCGUAGAUCCAGAUUAGGGCAACACUAACCGCAAGUGCCGCUACGAACAGAUAAACACGGCCGUAAAUCAGGAUUAAGGCCCCAUUACAGUGUGCUGAAAUGGGAACCGUAGGAGAAAGUGGCCUAACGUUUCUGAAAUAUAUUCUGCAAAUAUUGUUGUUUCUCUGGCUGUACUUCCUGUCCAUUAGUCAUGCGCCACUCUGACACUGAUGGAUGGGAUAGGCCCGUCGAUACGCUGACACCACCCCAUUUCCCAGGAACGUAGACAAACACUCGGUGAGCAGCGUGUCACUCAAACCCCGAAUCCAGUCGUGGACAGAGCGAGCGCUUGUUUAGUCCUGGACUUCAGGAGGUUUCCCAGAGCACAGGGGGAACAAAGAGUACACAGCAAUAACAUACUCUCCUGCUCUUAAAGGAAUAGUUUAACCAAAAAUGAAAAUUCUGACAUCAUUUAUGCACACUCAUGUUGUCCCAAACCCAUACGACUUUCUGGCCACUCUUUUCUAUAUAAUGAAAGUAAAAUGGGACUGAGGCUCUCAAGCUCCAAAAUUAGAAAAAAGUGCCAUAAAAUUUAGCUUAACAAAUUAGCUUUGUGUGAGAAACUACACAGAAAGACUAAAAUUUAAGUAAUUAUUUGCUGAUAAUCUUCCCCACAGUUGCUUUUUUUAUGGCUUCAGAAGACUUGGAAUAUAGUUGUGAUGCUUAACAGCCCCAGUCUUCUUUCCCUUUCUUUAAAUGGCAAACAGUGGUGGACAGAAUUUUCAUUUUUUGUGAACUAUCGCUUUAUCAUCUUUGAGUUAAGUCUUACAGGCCAAGGGAGGCAGUGGCUACUUUCAGUAGUGCUGCUGGCUUCCUAAAGGUGGCAGUGUUAGCUUCCAAUUCUCCUGAAUCUUUACUCACAAAUGUGAGGAUAAAAUCUCUGGAUGAGAUCUGAACCAUUUAGUCAUUACAAAUUCAAGUAACAGUUAAUCACUGGCAGAAUUUAAGAUUAAUUGAACACCUACUGGGCGUUUUGCGUUUCAUAGGUUUAGCUUAUCUGUUGUUUGUGUACUUGGCUAAUAGCUUUGGCCCACGGUGCUGCCACCCGCUUAGAGGCUGGGGUACUUGCACUACACCUAUUCCCAAAAGUUCAAUUAAUUUUGUGACAGGAAGUCAAUGACAUCUCCUGUUUACUGUCAAACCAGAUAAAGUAUUCAAAGUAUAUAUAUAAAUGUCAGUAGAAUGGCAAAAAAUUGCUCAUAUGUAUGUAUUGAAAUAGGAAAUAAAAUCAAAAUAGAUCAUUUUUCCUUGUAAUUUUAGUCACAUAGUAAAUAAAAACAACAGACAUGUUACUAUGUAACUUAUUAAACAAAUCACAGUAUCUUUCUUAGUUUGCUCUGGAGCAGUAAUUAUACAAAAUUAAUAUUUAAUUUAGCUGUAAGUCACUGCAACUAUUUCUACAAUUUUAUGAAAUCUGACAUCUUUUUCUUUCAAACCAAAUAAUGUAAAGCAUAUAUAUAUAUAUAUAUUUAUUUAUUUAUUUAUAUCUCUAUUUAAAAAAAAUAAUAAUAAUUAUAUUCAGUACAGUGAACAUGAACAUUUAGAAAGAGCCCUUAAUGGUGUAAUAAAACAGGAAAUUAAAUAAUAAUGUGAAAUUUGUGUUUAUUACUUCAGAGAUAUCUUCAAUGAAAUUCAACGCAAUGAGACAGAUAUGCUAAAACUAUGAAAUGCCUCAACUAAUUACAAUCUGGUAUUCAUUAUGCUCUAGUGCAGUAGUUAUGCGUAUGUUGAAUAUAUAUGUUAAAAACACUAAACAUGAUUUCAAUGCCAGUUUCUACCUUUUGCAAUACUUAAAGGGAUAGUUCACCCAAAAAUGAAAAUUCUAUCAUCAUUUAAUCACCCUCAUGCCAUUCCAGAUGUGUAUGACUUUCUUUCUUCUGCUAAACACAAGCAUAGAUAUUUCAGCUCUGUUGGUCAGUACAAUGCAAGUCAACAGGGUCCAAAACUUUGAAGCUCUAAAAAAUCACAAAGGCAGCAUGAAAGUAUUCCAAAAGACUCAAGUGGUUAAAUCCAGAAGUGAUAUGAUAGGUGUGGGUGAGAAACAGAUCCAUAUUUAAGUCCUUUUUUACUAAACAUUCUCCUCUUUGCCCAGUAGGUGGCAAUAUGCACAGAGAAUGCGAAUCGCAAAAACAAAAGAACAACCACCCUCAGGAGAGAAGAGCACUUAGGAGGGCUUUUUGAAAGUGGACAUUUAUAGUAAAAAAAAAAAAGGACUUGAAUAUUGAUCUGUUUCUCACCCACACCUACCAUAUCCCUUCUGAAGACAUUGAUUUAACCACUGGAGUUGUAUGGAAGACUUUUAUGCUGCCUUUGUUUGUUUGCUUUUUGAGCUUAUAUUUUUGAACCUGUUGAUAUGCAUUAUUCAGCAAAAAAAAAGGGAGGAUUUUAAUUUUUGGGUGAAUUGAACUAUUCUUUUAAUAUCCAUGUAGUCCUCUGUUUGUUUAAUGAUGUUUGGGCCAGUUAACGCCGAAUUUAGUUUAAUUCCACAUUACAACUUUACCAACUUACCCAACAUUGUGUUGGGUAAAUAUGUGAGACAAUAUGUUAAACAUAGAUGGUCGUACACAUUUAGCAGCACUGGAUUUAUGAGAAUGCAAUAGAGUUUACAAGUGAGGGUUGUGAUGGAAAGAACGGUACUGCUGGAAUUUGUUUUUGUUUGAAGUCUAAUCUGCCCUGGCUCUGAUUAAUGAGCCUGAGAGUGGAGUGACAGCUUGCUGUGGCGAUGGAGAGGAGCGCUGCGCUACCAGGUUUAUUUGUACCCAUGGCUGAUGGGAAGGGGGUACCGUGUGCUCGACUCAGAGAUGGGGUGCUGACUGAAGAACCCUGACCCUAACAUAGCACCACCAACAGCUUGGCUCUAUCAGCACACACACAGCUGGUGGACGGGGCUGCGCCACAACACAAAAAUAUGCAAGAGUUUGUCAAAUAUUCAAGUUUUGAACUAAAAUUGAUGUUCACACAUUUUUUCAAUUGAGCAUUUAAAGUUGAAAUGUAACAUUUAACUUACAUUUAAAAUGUCAAAAUAAAUGAUCAAAUGUUCUAUAGAUGCAUAAACCGCAGGCCAACUAGAGAUGGUGCUUCAACCCCAACACACUUCGGAAGGGUCAGGGUUCAACUUUCAAGGGCCCAGCUAAUGAUGACUUGCACAAAAAGCCAAAACUGGAGAGGGCAAGUCUGAUGUCACCUGGCGUCCAAUUUUAUAUUUGUAUAUAGAGAAGCUUAAUUUGCCAUUAAGCCUCAUACUGUAUAAUUUUGGUGUGCAUAAUAAAAUAUGAAAAUGUACUGUUGCACCAUUAAAAUAAUGAACGAUUGUA
Myxocyprinus asiaticus (Chinese sucker) is the source of this 5817-nucleotide messenger RNA. It is a transcript of the gene txnrd2.2, whose product is annotated as thioredoxin reductase 2, tandem duplicate 2. Lineage: Eukaryota; Metazoa; Chordata; Actinopteri; Cypriniformes; Catostomidae. Gene Ontology annotation, biological process: cell redox homeostasis; glutathione metabolic process; cellular response to oxidative stress. The coding region runs from base 11 to 1555 and encodes 514 amino acids. Gene Ontology annotation, molecular function: glutathione-disulfide reductase (NADPH) activity; thioredoxin-disulfide reductase (NADPH) activity; flavin adenine dinucleotide binding. Gene Ontology annotation, cellular component: cytosol; mitochondrion. The transcript has 17 exons. The record is from RefSeq and is a predicted model, not a curated record.